Molecule: messenger RNA, 2359 nt
Organism: Pollicipes pollicipes
Lineage: Eukaryota; Metazoa; Arthropoda; Thecostraca; Pollicipedomorpha; Pollicipedidae
Gene: Pdi
Product: protein disulfide isomerase
Exons: 7
Coding region: 80-1588 (502 amino acids)
Biological process (GO): protein folding; response to endoplasmic reticulum stress
Cellular component (GO): endoplasmic reticulum
Molecular function (GO): protein disulfide isomerase activity
Source: RefSeq, a predicted model, not a curated record
GGGCAAUCCCGACGGCCAGACGUCCCAUUUCUCCGCUUGGCAUAAGUUUGUAAGGACGGGGGAUUCAGCAUUCACCACCAUGAGGUUAUUCCUUUCUCUGUGUGUUCUGUUGGUGUCUGCGUACGCGAUCGAAGAAGAAGAAGGAGUUUUGGUCCUGACUGCGGAUAAUUUCGACAAGGCGAUCGAGGAAAAUGAGUUCAUCCUUGUGGAGUUCUAUGCCCCGUGGUGUGGACACUGCAAAUCCCUCGCUCCUGAAUAUGCCAAGGCCGCCCAGGCUCUCCAAAAGGAGGAGAGCAACGUGAAGCUCGCCAAGGUGGACGCCACCGUGCACGACAAGGUUGCCCAGAAGUUCGGCGUGCGCGGCUACCCGACUCUGAAGUUCUUCAGGAACGGCAAGGACUCCGAGUACGGCGGCGGCCGCACGAAGGACGAGAUCAUCAACUGGCUGAAGAAGAAGACCGGGCCUCCGGCUACGAUCCUGGAGACGGCCGAGGCCGCCGAGAAGCUGAUUGAGGACAGCGAGGUGGUCAUCGUCGGAUUCUUCAAGGACCAGGAGAGCAAGGAUGCCAAGGAGUUCCUGAGCUUCGCGGGCGGCAUGGACGACUACCCCUUCGCCAUCACCUCCACCGAUGAAGUCAUCACCAAGCUGGAGGCAGCUGAUGGCAAGGUCAUCCUCUUCAAGAAGUUUGACGAGAAGCGGCACGAGCUGGAAGACAAGGUGGAGGCAGACAACCUGAAAGCUUUCAUCGCCAAGUACUCCCUGCCGCUGGUGGUGGAGUUCAACCAGGAGACGGCCCAGAAGAUUUUCGGCGGUGACAUCAAGUCGCACCUGCUGAUGUUCCUGAGCAAGAAGGCAGAGGACUUUAGCAAGCACACUGAGGCAGCUACAUCAGUGGCCAAGGAGCAGCGGGGCAAGAUCCUGGUGGUCUCGAUCGAUACCGAUGAGGAGGACCACGCCCGCAUCAUGGAGUUCUUCGGCAUGAAGAAGGAGGAGGUGCCGGCCCUGCGCAUCAUCAAGAUGGAGGACGACAUGACCAAGUUCAAGCCGGCCAAGACUGGCCUGGAUGCGGACACGAUCCGCUCGUUCGUGGAGGACUUCCUCGCCGACAAACUGAAGCAGCAUCUGCUCAGCCAGGACCUGCCCGAGGACUGGGACAAGACCCCGGUCAAGGUGCUCGUCUCGAGCAACUUCGACGAGGUAGCGAUGGACAAGAAGAAGGACGUGCUGGUUGAGUUCUACGCGCCGUGGUGCGGCCACUGCAAGCAGCUGGCGCCCAUCUACGACGAGCUGGGUGAGAAGUUCAAGGACUCCGACUCGGUGGUCAUCGCCAAGAUGGACGCCACCGUCAACGAGCUGGAGCACACCAAAAUCCAGAGCUUCCCCACCAUCAAGCUGUGGAAGAAGGAGACGAACGAGGCCGUUGAGUACGGCGGCGACAGGACCCUGGAGGGGCUGAGCAAGUUUGUCGAGUCGGGCGGCGCCGAGGGCCAGGCGUCCGACUCCGGCACCGAGUCGGAUGAGGAGAGCGAGGAGGAGGAGGAGGAAGAAGAGGACGAGGAGGACGACGGCAAGCACGACGAGUUGUAGGCGCGUCUUCCGCCCGAGCGGUCGAAUGAGAGCGUGGAGCGUGCUCGCGGCGGGACCGACCGAGGGCGAGCGCCGACCGUGCAGAGCCGGAUAUUUUUGAUACGUUUUCUCCCGUCGGACUUGCUCUCGGGCGAUCCCGUCGGCUUCACAAAGGCGGCAGGCGGUCGCCUCGGCAGCCGCGGUCUGGUUGCGUGACGAUGGCGAGAUCUGUGCAAGAGUGGGCGGCAACUUUUAUAGAAGGCCGAGCGACAAAGGGCAUAUUUUGUAAGAUCAGGUGUUUUGUUUUGCACUGCUUGUUGGUAUCCUUCCGUUGGCGGACCUUUCCACAGAGUUUCUACACGUGACAUGCGUAGAAUCGUUCCGGUCGCGGCCAGGCGCCAGGCAGCGGGAGGUUUUAUCCGUGUUAUGCGUAGAAUAUUUAUGAGGCGGGCCGGGGCUUUGCAGCGUCGUUCGCUCAGUGGCGGUCGCCGUUAAAGGUGGCCGCGGCUCCGAAAUCCCCCGCGGGGCUGGGCUCUUGUGAAAUUCUGAGUUCAUCGUCCCGUGCCGAUUUACACUAAAUGUGCAGUACGUCUUUCAAAUCCCCGCCGACGGGGCCUGGCGCCGGGCCGCGCGCGCGUCCGCGGCUGGCGCGGGACGGGUGCGGUCCGACGUCCGGUCCGGUCGGACAGCCCGUUUGGGUGGACCUGCACGGUGCGAUGGAGAGAGGUGACCUUGUCCAUUUGGCUUCCUGUUGGCAUCUGCGGCGGUGAAUACAAGGCGACUCUAGGAGGA